Molecule: messenger RNA, 3003 nt
Organism: Anguilla rostrata (American eel)
Lineage: Eukaryota; Metazoa; Chordata; Actinopteri; Anguilliformes; Anguillidae
Product: von Willebrand factor A domain-containing protein 5A-like
Exons: 19
Coding region: 248-2671 (807 amino acids)
Source: RefSeq, a predicted model, not a curated record
CUGCACGUCUAGAACUGCAUUGCGGUGCUGCAAUUGGAUGAUAUUGAAUUUCCCUGUUUUCCCAUCUCCUUUUGCAGCGCAAGCUAUUGGCGAGCAGUUGAUAAAUUCAGCGCCAGCCCCGCCCAUCACCUUUCUUGCGAUUUUGCCCCUAUUUAAAUGUCUGUGUCGCAUUUGGGACCAAGCAAGAAUUUUAAAUUGCUCAAACGAGAUUGACCCCGAGCAACAAUAGAUACCAAAGUGAGGAAAGAUGGUGAACUGCUGUGGACUGCUCACGGAAAAGAAUGAACCUGUGCCUCUGAAACAGGUGGAGGUGGUGGUGAAGGUACAGGGUCACGUGGCCUCGGUGAGCUCCACGUUGCAAUAUGAAAACAACGAGGAGCGCCCUCUGGAGGCCAUCUUUGUGUUUCCACUGGAGGGAGACGCAGCCCUCUGCCACUUCAGUGCCAAGAUCGGGGAGACGGAGGUGGUGGCAGAGCUGCAGGAGAAGCAGAAGGCAAAGGAACAGUAUGAUGAUGCGCUGAGCUCGGGGCAGCAGGCCUUCCUGCUGGAGGAGAGCGAGGAGAGUGCGGACGUUUUUCGGCUGAGCGUGGGGAGUCUGCCCCCGGGAGAGAAGGUCUCGGUGACCCUGACCUACGUGACCGAGCUGGAGGUGCAGGCCGACGAGGCGUUGAGAUUCUGUCUGCCCGCCGUUCUCAACCCCCGUUACGCCCCCCGGGACACUGGAAGUGUACCCGAGGUAACCUCUGCCUUGGAUGGUUCAGUGCCCUAUACUCUGUCCCUCGGUGUGGACCUGUCCUCUCCAAGUCCCAUCUCCAAGGUGGAGUCCAACUGUCCCCUUCAGCCCCUGAAGUACCUGAACACUGAGAAGACACAGGCCACGGUGAGUCUGUCCCCAGGUCACAAGUUUGACCGUGAUGUGGAACUGUUGGCAUACUACAGUGGCGCCCAUCAGCCCACUGCCAUUGUGGAGAUGGGACAACCCAAUGCCAAGUCUGGCUCUUUGAUGGGUGACCCUGUUGUCAUGCUAAGCCUUUACCCAGAGUUCCCAGCAGCAGUGACAUCAUCGCUGGCCUCAUGUGGGGAGUUCCUCUUCCUGGUUGAUCGGUCCGGCAGCAUGGAAUGUAAUAUGCACAACGAUCAGGGAGCACAAAUGCGAAUCGACAGCGCAAAGGACACGCUGCUGCUGUUGCUGAAGAGCCUCCCCAUUGGCUGCUUUUUCAACAUCUACGGCUUUGGCUCCACCCAUGAUUCUUUCUUCCCGAAGAGUGUAGAGUACAGCCAGGCGACAAUGGACCAGGCGCUUGAGAAAGUUCGGGGGAUGAAGGCAGAUUUGGGGGGCACUGAGAUCCUGUUGCCGCUGAAGCACAUCUACAGCCAGCCCUGCCUUCCAGAGCACCCCAGACAGCUUUUCAUCUUCACUGACGGAGAAGUGUGGAACACAAAGGACGUUCUGGACCUGGUGAAGAGCAACGCCAUGUCUCACAGGUGUUUCUCGUUUGGAAUAGGAGAGGGAGCCAGCACCGCUCUGAUCAAGGGCAUGGCAAAGGAGGGAUCUGGGCAUGCUCAGUUUAUCACUGGAACUGAAAGACUACAGCCAAAAGUAAUGCAGUCUCUUCGCUUCGCUCUUCAGCCAGCAGUGAAGGAUAUCUCUGUGAAGUGGAAUGUUCCAAAGGGGGUGUCUGUCACCCCCCUGUCUCCCCCCAUUAAUGUGCUCUUCCAGGGUCAGAGGUCACUGCUGUAUGCUCAGCUCACAGGGAAGUUUGCUGAGGCCACAGACAGCUCUGUCAGUGUGCAGUACCGUCUGGGGGAGCAGUCUGUGCAGAACCAGCUCAGCUUUAAUGUAAAACCUGGAGAGAAUACUGGGCUAACCAUCCACAGGUUGGGGGCCCGAACCCUCAUCCGCACCCUGGAGACAGAGCUGAGAACAGCAGAACAGGAUGAGCAAGAGGGGCGCAGAAAAGAGGAGGCGGAACGUUUGAAGAAGAGAGUGAUUGAGCUAAGUGUCCAAUCAGGAGUGAGCAGUGUCCUCACUGCGUUCAUCGCAGUGUGUACUGGGAGCACACAGCCUGUGCAAGGGUCCCUGGUGCGUCGACAUGUACCCACACCUAGAGCGAUGCCCAGUUUUAGGAUGAUGGGUGGUGGACCACAGAUGUAUGCUAUGGCGUGUUGCGCUGCACCAGUAAUGGCUUUCUGCCAGGCGCCUUCCCCUCCAAGUAUGGUAAUGAAUAGGAUGGCACGUGCUGUUGCUGACCGAGAUGACGCUCUAUUUGGUGUUUCUAUGUCAGAGGAUGUUGUCUGGGCCGGUUUAGAGGACACUGAAAUGUCAGAGCCCCCCCAGCCACCGAAGGAUCUUCUGCUCCAGUUGAUCUCCCUGCAGAAAGCCACUGGAUCCUGGGAUUUGGUAGCAGAACUGGCCGAGGUGUUUGGAAAGACUGAGGAGGAGUUGGCAAAGCAGAGACCCCCCCAGGUAGACAGUACCGUUUGGGCCACAGUUCUGGCACUGUUGUGGCUAUAUGGGUUCAGAGUGGAAGAUGAGGAUGAGUGGCAGUUUGUUGCGAUGAAGGCUGUGUCCUGGAUUCGAGCACAGACAGGAGGCAGUGUGUCUCAGUGUGUCCAGGCUGGUAACGCUCUGCUGGGUUGCCAGGUGCAGCAGGGUACCCUUGGGCUGUGAGAGUGAUAUCCCUCCUACUUUUCAUCCUCAUCCUCAGCCCCACCCCCUUCUGGGCCCCCAUACAAGCCCCACCCCUUGUUCCUUUGUUGCAGUCAUUAGAUCCAGUGAGCAAAGUAAUGUCUCAUCCAUAACGUACCACUGUUAGCUUCUUCCUUUCCCAAAGAAAGAGUUUGGAGUGUCAGAAAAAUGAAAGGGUGGAGAUCAAAGUAGAGCUUGGAGGGCUAGUGGUAGGACUCUAAAGGUGAGGUUAAUCUGUUGGGUUUGUAAUGUUGCCUCUCAUUUCUGUUCUGUUGCCUCUCAUUUCUAAUAAACUGACUUUCAAAAAAUGCAAA